UUAAAAUAAAUAGAUCUCCUCGACUGUGUCAAACCUGGCGAAAUAUUCUGCUCCAAAGUGGAGAAAUAAGAUCUAUGCCUACCAAACAACAGUGACCGGCUUCCUCGACUGUGUCAAACCUGGCGAAAUAUUUUUGUCAAACAGUCAAACCUCGGGAAGACAUUAAUUAAAGCAUGGAAGAAAAACAUUUUCAUUCAAUUCUGUAAAUCCCAUCAAUCUCUUCCUCCACCUAUAAUCUGUUCCUUCAGUUAAUUCCCAACCUAAUUUGUUCCAUGAAGAGAAAAGCAUUUUCGCUCUCUCCUUUUUCAUCAGCGGUUCAAAUAUCUGAAUGUGUUCCUUCAUCUUGUUCUAAAAAUCUGAAAAAGCCGAAGAUACUGGACGAGGUUAAUUCAAUGGCUGCAAAGGCAAGUGAUUCAAACUGGCCACCACUACUCGACGAGAAGAUGCUGGAGGUGUUCAUAGCUGCCCAUCUCAGAGCAAUGAGAUCAGGCCCCCAUCUAAACAGCCACAGUUUAGAGUUCUGGAACAAAGCUGAAACUGAGGUUAACCGCAUCAUCACAGAAAACUUUCCCCAGUUGCUUCCAAAAGAUGUUGAAUCUUUGCGGAAGAGACUGAAAUACUUAAGGUGCAACCCUAAGAGAGAGAGGGGAAGGUCACUUUGUCAGACUCAAAUGGAGGGGCGGUGGCUGCGGUGGUUACCCAGAGAAUGUGAGAUGUAUUGAUUUAUUUAUGAACUCUUUUUUUGAAGGAAGAUUUAUUUAUGAACUUAUUCCCUUAAUUUCUUCCUCUAUGAUUGUCAAAAAGAAAUAAAAAUAAUGUAAGUGAAAUAGAUGAUUUUAAUUGGUGUAAUGUAAGUGAAAUAAAAAUCAACUACUUAAGAAUUUAAAAAUGUAUAACCCUCCAAUUGUUAAAUAAAUAAUUUUUACAAUAGAUUAUAAUCUAUAGAUUGAAAGAUUUUUCAUUUCUUUUUUGAAGGAAGAAAGAUAUUAAAUUUAAUUUUUUAUUUCUUUUCAAAAUAAAUAAAGUCCAAAUAAAAAUUUGAUGGAAAUUAUUUUUCAUUUAAAUUUUUGUUUUCUUUUGGUUCUUGUAUUUUGACUAUUUUCUUCAUUUGCUUCCAAUGCACUCUUUGCGAUUCCCAAUGCACUCUUCGUGAUUCCCAAUGCUUAAACAAGUGGAAGCUCGGUGCCUCAGUUGCUUGCACCGGAGAAACAAACAUCCAUUUCUCUUUCCUCUGAGAACACGUUCUGUUUCUUCUCAAGCAAAUCGACCAGACCGAACCACACCACCACCGGUGAACUGCGACUGCGACCACUCUCCCUCCAUCCAUCAUCAGUUCACCAUCGCAUCCUCCUCCAUUUUCUGUUUCGAUUCAGCUAUCUUCAUCUCUCACAACAAACACUAAUUGUUGUAAUUUGUAAGGUAAUGUGAAAUUGAAUGUAAUUUCCUUCAAUUAAUUAUGAUUCUGAUAUGAUGAUUACAUGUUUUUUAUUGAUUGCCAUGAGUUUUCCAUCUUUAGUAACUUAGUUGAUUGCCACUGGUUUCCAAUUCCAUCCGUUGUUCUUUAAUUGAAAUUGAAAUUGAAUGUAAUUGCCAUGAGUUUAGUUG
This is a messenger RNA of Medicago truncatula (barrel medic), 1605 nucleotides long. RefSeq lists its product as uncharacterized. NCBI's taxonomy places the organism in Eukaryota, Viridiplantae, Streptophyta, Magnoliopsida, Fabales, Fabaceae. Bases 273 to 722 code for a protein of 149 amino acids. The record is from RefSeq and is a predicted model, not a curated record. The transcript has 4 exons.